Messenger RNA from Peronospora matthiolae, 402 nucleotides. Lineage: Eukaryota; Oomycota; Peronosporomycetes; Peronosporales; Peronosporaceae. The record is from the annotation of a GenBank genome assembly.
AUGUACGACAUCGGUCACGUCGCUGAGAUCCUAGACAAUUGGCCGGAGAAGGAUAUCCGUGCUAUUUGUCUUACCGACGGUGAGCGGAUCCUCGGAUUGGGCGACCAGGGUGCUAAUGGAAUGGGGAUUGCUACCGGGAAGCUCGCGCUGUACACAGCAUGCGCUGGUGUUCCACCUCAAAUGUGUCUCCCAGUCACGCGAGACUGCGGUACAAACAAUGGGGAACAUCUGGCUGAACCGUUCUACAUUGAUCUGUGUCAGGAGCGCGUGCGAGGUGACAAGUUUGAGCGACUUGCGGAAGGGUUUAUGAAGACCGCGAAAGCCAAGUACGAAGACAAAGCGCUGCUCCAAUUCGAAGACUUUGGCAAUUCCACAGCGUUCCCGUUGCUGCAGAAGUACUAA